AUUUUCUGUUUAUUUGCACAUUCAUAGUUAUCACUUGUCAUAAAUUUAAUGUUGUUUUAUUUUUAUUACAAAAAAAUAAAAGUUACAAGCAUUUUUGAACUCAGUGUUUCUAUGAUUGUGAUGGUGUUAAUAUGCAUAUAAGGAUAUUUCCAUACUAUUGUUAUCCUUAUAAGAGUAUUCACUCAGUAGUUACCAAUUUACUCUGUGUUUGGUACAUGUCUUUUGAACUGCGCAGGAUCUAACAAUUGUCAUGAUUUUUUUUUUUUGUAUACUCCAGGUAUCCUUUUAGCCAUAAAAUUACAGUAAACAAAACAAAAAAGUUCAUCACAUCCUAAAUUGCAGCACACAACACGGAAUUCUCUUUAACCAAAAAAAUUCUUAUUCAAUGGAAUUUUAAGUUUAAUUUAAAAAAUGUUAUCUGCUCUAAAUGCAGUACGACGUAAAUUUAGAUUUCAUUACAAAAGAUUGAUUUUAGUUCCGCUUUUGUUUGUUACAAUCUUAGUUGUUGCUUCGUAUGUUGAUUUAGAAAUUUGUUAUAGACUUCUUUGGCAUGGCGGCCUCAAUAAAAUGUGCACUAAAUUUCGAAAUAAGGACUAUAGCGGAAGUUUGUGCGAUGAAUUGUGUACGGUGGGGAACUUCAAUAACUUUCGAUGUCCUCCAAAUGAUAUAAAAACAACUGUGUUCAUAGCUGUUAAAAAUGUAGAUGUGUAUGCUAUCAAGUUGGCAAAAAAUAUUCCAAACGAUUUAAGUUGGAAGGACUCAAAGGGCGUUCACAAAUAUCCUCAUAUCGAUGUUUUUCAACGAAUGGUUAGAAUGCACAUCACAUUGUCGUACAAUGUUUCACUGGAUGAAAGUAUGAUCUCAGCACUUUUAAGCCAAGAAAUUGAUGCUCAAAAUCCCGAACAAAUGGAAAGUUUUUGGCGAUUAUUCAAAGACAAUAAUUAUAUGAUGGGUAAGCUUUACGAAGAGGAUUCUGUUUUUCCCACUGUUUUAGGUUCCUGUGGACCAUAUUAUGCAACUGAACAUUUAGAUUCUAUUAAACCUGAAACAUCGCUCAAAUAUUAUAUAACCAUAGAUUGGGCGGCUCGACUCAAAUUUGCUAUGCAAAUUAUGGAUUUUUUGUAUCGAUUGGAAUCGGUUAAACCGGAGCCUAUAAGAUUAUGUAAAAUAGAACCAGAACUUUUUGGAAUGACCGCUGAUAAAAGAAUAAAAUAUCAGACGGCUCGUUAUGCUUAUUCGGAAACUCAAAUUGACAAAAUACUUUCCGGUGGCGAACAAUGCUCAAGAGAUGAAGACUGUAAACAUGAAGAUUGUUUAGGUAAAUGUAAUUUAGAUACGAAAGUCUGCAACGGAAUUCAACAGAACAAUAAUCUACAAAUUGUAUGUUCAAAGAUUUUCAAAGGAAGUCGUUUUUUUCCGGGAAUAUUUUCCACUUCACGAGCACCAGCAACACUUAAAUCGCUCGUUAAUUUAUGCUCAAAUCCGAGUUUAAGCUCAAAUAAUCACUGGCCACAUAGACAAUUGGCACCAACCCAUGAUAUCAGUAUUCGUAUUUACAAUGAAAUAAGAAAAAUUUAUACUGAGUUGACUUUUGCUCAUUAGACUUUAGAAGUAUCAAAAAAAAAACAAAA
Molecule: messenger RNA, 1631 nt
Organism: Episyrphus balteatus (marmalade hoverfly)
Lineage: Eukaryota; Metazoa; Arthropoda; Insecta; Diptera; Syrphidae
Gene: aln
Product: divergent protein kinase domain 1C
Exons: 7
Coding region: 412-1602 (396 amino acids)
Source: RefSeq, a predicted model, not a curated record